This is a messenger RNA of Gossypium arboreum, 465 nucleotides long. RefSeq lists its product as uncharacterized. NCBI's taxonomy places the organism in Eukaryota, Viridiplantae, Streptophyta, Magnoliopsida, Malvales, Malvaceae. The transcript has a single exon. The coding region runs from base 1 to 465 and encodes 154 amino acids. The record is from RefSeq and is a predicted model, not a curated record.
AUGGCAAGCUUUGAUGAGUUGGUUGACAAAGCUAAGGCAACUGAGGAAAUAAGAGAGAAGGAAUUGUUCGUGAAGUUUAGCAAAUGUGAAUUUUGGCUAAGAGAUGUAGCAUUCUUGGGUCCUGUGGUCUCAGCAGAGGGAGUUCGCAUGGACCCAAAGAAUAUCAACAAAAUAUUGGAGUGGAGAUCUCCAAGAAGUGUUACAGAGGUGAAAAGCUUUUUGGGGCUCAUAGGUUACUAUCGCAAGUUUGUGGAAGGGUUUGCUGUUACCGUGAAUCUGUUAACAAUGCUAUUUGAAAAAGAUAAGGAGUUCACAUGGACAGAAGAAAGCCAGGAAAGCUACAAGAAACUUAAGGCGAUACUCACCAAAGUGCCAACGUUGGUGCAACCAAAACUUGGGAAAGACUUUGUAGUCUACAGUAACGCUUCGCAAAUUAGACUUGAUUGCAUGCUAAUGCAGGAAUGA